Molecule: messenger RNA, 1138 nt
Organism: Dendrobium catenatum
Lineage: Eukaryota; Viridiplantae; Streptophyta; Magnoliopsida; Asparagales; Orchidaceae
Product: iron-sulfur cluster co-chaperone protein HscB homolog
Exons: 8
Coding region: 221-1033 (270 amino acids)
Biological process (GO): protein complex oligomerization; [2Fe-2S] cluster assembly
Molecular function (GO): protein-folding chaperone binding; ATPase activator activity
Source: RefSeq, a predicted model, not a curated record
AUUCUGCAGUAUUUCUUCGUUGUUGUUCUUUUUCGACUCCUUCAUCGCUCCUUCGUUGAUGUUCCCUACCUGUUGGAUUGGAAAUUACGACAUUUGAUCGAAAGCAUCGACAAGAGCUCGCUCGCUGUGAAGGAUUUAGAUUCGGUUUUGCAUUUUUGGCCGCCGUUUGGCUGGAUUUAGCUGAAAUCCGCCUAAAUCCUGCAUCCAAACUGCCCCCUCAAUGUCGAGCAGAAGGAAGCUCUAUACCAGAGCGAUUGAAAUCCUCCGCAGACAACUCCGACCUCUCCCUCGCAUUCUUCACGAGCUCCGCCCCACCCCGCCGCCAUGUAGGGUUUCCUUGCUGCGCUCCCUAUUGAUCGACGAUUCGCAGUGUUUCCACCGUCUCUUCCCUUUCUCGCGAUGUACAGUUAGGUUAUGGUCUCCCUACUCGACUUGGUCGGGUAAUGGAGUGGCCUGCGCUUGCUGGAACUGUAGUGAGCAGUCGCCGGCGGUGGGGCCGUUCCUCUCUUGCGGAUCCUGCGGAGCGGUACAGCCGGUUGAUUUGUCUGUCGACUAUUUCCAGAUCUUUGGGCUGGAACAAGGAUUUGACCUCAAGGAUGACAAUCUAGAAGGGAAAUAUAAAGAAUGGCAGAAGAAGCUGCAUCCUGAUCUAGUUCAUUCAAAAUCAGAAAAAGAGAAAACUUAUGCUGUUGAGCAGUCGGCUCGCGUGAUUGAUGCUUACCGCACACUAAGCAAACCUUUAUCAAGGGCGUUAUAUUUGUUGCAACUUGCUGGCAUAUUUGUUGAUGAGGAAAAAACUGUAAUGGAUCCAGAGCUGCUUUCUGAGAUGAUGGAUGUUCGAGAAGCUGUUGAAGAAGCAAGUGAUCCUAAGGCGUUAAUGGAGAUACAACAUCAGAUACAGAGGAAGCUUAAGGAUUGGUCAAAUUCCUUUAGGGAAGCUUUCAACAAACGAGACUUUGAUUGUGCAAUCAGUGCAACUCAGAAGAUGAGAUAUUAUGAACGUGCGAUUGAAGAGAUAGUGAAGAAGCUUUGAUUACAGAAACUAUGUUGGUUUGCAACUUGCUGGCAUUUUUUUUAUGAGGACAAAACUGUAAUGGAUCCAGAGUUUCUUUCUGAGGUUAACUUUUAAAGACUUCUU